CCUAUAAAUAGCGGCGGCCGGCGCAGCGUUUGGUAAAUAAGUUCCUCUCGCCCUUUCCUGUUCUCCUGCGAUCCUCGACCCUUUCGCUGUCAAUCUCCCGAAGCCAAGGGAAACAGAGGCAAGGCCGCGUAGAGGAGGAGGACUAGAGGAAGGGAAAGUCGGUUCGGAUCUCCGAUGGCGUCGCAGAGAGAGCGCGAGAACUACGUCUACGUCGCCAAGCUCGCCGAGCAGGCCGAGCGAUACGACGAGAUGGUGGAAUCGAUGAAGAAGGUGGCGAAGCUCGACGUGGAUAUGACCGUGGAGGAGAGGAACCUGCUCUCCGUGGGGUACAAGAACGUGAUCGGGGCGAGGAGGGCGUCGUGGAGGAUCCUCUCCUCCAUCGAGCAGAAGGAGGAGGCCAAGGGCAACGAGCAGCACGUGAAGAGGAUCCGGGAAUACCGCGAGAAGGUGGAGUCGGAGCUCUCCAGCAUCUGCAUGGACGUCAUGACCGUGAUCGACGAGCAUCUCAUCCCUUCGUCCUCUGCCGGGGAGUCCUCCGUGUUCUACUACAAGAUGAAGGGAGACUAUUAUCGUUACCUGGCUGAGUUCAAGGCUGGCAAUGAAAAGAGAGAAGCUGCAGAGCAGUCCCACAAGGCCUAUGAGACGGCAACCCGUACAGCUGAGGUAGAUCUGUCUCCCACUCAUCCAAUUCGACUGGGUCUGGCAUUGAAUUUCUCUGUCUUUUAUUAUGAGAUAAUGAAUUCACCUGAAAGAGCCUGCCACCUUGCCAAGCAAGCUUUUGAUGAGGCCAUCGCUGAGCUUGAUUCACUAAGUGAGGAGUCUUAUAAAGACAGCACAUUGAUUAUGCAACUUUUGAGGGAUAAUCUCACCUUGUGGACUGCUGACAUUCCAGAUGAUGGAGAAGAUGCGAAGGAGGGUACUGGGAAGGCUAGUGGAGCUGAGGACGCAGAGUGACUCCGACAGCUCUGGAACCUUGCCCAGACAUAAGGGUGACGAUAUGCUGCAAUUAGUGUCCACGGUUUACCUAGUGGCUGAGAAAUUCUAAGUUUCUAGCUUUUCAUUCUUAUUUCUUUAGUUGAUUUUAGUGUGACUGUUGCUGCACUGAGAUCCGUUUUGUGAUUUGUUUGGAAAUCAUCAGUUGCAUCUUUAUCCCAGCUCGUUAGUGUCACUGUCUGAAAUAGUGAUUAGAAUCAUGGUCUGGCUGCUUUAAAAUGAUGAGUCAAGGUUCAGGUCUUCUAGUUUAUACGAGCUUUAUCCUUUGCUAUUUUUAGAUUAGGCAGUAUUGUUGUCGUGGGCAUGCAAACUUGGUGGAAAAAUUUAGGGCUGUCAUGAGUUUGAGGUUUGAGUAAUUAGUACGAUAAAUUCGUACAGGGUUCACUGAUAUGGUUCUUGGUUAGAACAUGGAGAGUGAGCAAUUUAGUCGUCAAAAUGGACGUA
Molecule: messenger RNA, 1437 nt
Organism: Elaeis guineensis (African oil palm)
Lineage: Eukaryota; Viridiplantae; Streptophyta; Magnoliopsida; Arecales; Arecaceae
Product: 14-3-3-like protein D
Source: RefSeq, a predicted model, not a curated record